This is a messenger RNA of Gloeophyllum trabeum ATCC 11539, 1605 nucleotides long. Its product is annotated as thiolase-like protein. Gene Ontology annotation, molecular function: acyltransferase activity, transferring groups other than amino-acyl groups. The transcript is spliced from 12 exons. The record is from RefSeq and is a predicted model, not a curated record. NCBI's taxonomy places the organism in Eukaryota, Fungi, Basidiomycota, Agaricomycetes, Gloeophyllales, Gloeophyllaceae. The coding region runs from base 85 to 1464 and encodes 459 amino acids.
GACACCGGUUAUACGAUAGCCGAGCUUGCAUUCCUCCUUGUCUCCUCCCGCUGGAUUCUCGAUUUUGUUUGUCUGAAGGAGACGAUGGGACGGCGAUCGUUCAUUAUUGGAGUAGGAUGCACGGCUUUCAUUAAGCCCCGUGGUUUGAGGACCACGAAUGAAAUGGGCUUGGAAGCUGCCACGAAAGCGCUGCUUGACGCCGGUAUUACAUAUGAUGCUGUCGAAGCCGCCUUCGUAGGGUACGUAUACGGCGAUUCUACCGCUGGUCAGAGCGCACUCUACCCUCUCGGGAUGACCGGCAUCCCCAUCGCGAACGUGAACAACAAUUGUUCCACCGGCAGCACCGCCCUCUUCCAGGCGAAUAACCUGGUCAAGGGUGGCCUCGUCGAGUGCGCCCUCGCCCUCGGGUUCGAGCGGAUGAACCCGGGUAGCCUGGGCACGGUGUACAAGGACCGUGAAUCCCCGACAGUGCUGUUCAAUCAGAGGUCGCAGGAGCUCGAGGAGGGCAUGAGUGCUGGCGCGAACUUUGGGCCUGGCGCACCGAGGAUGUUUGCGAAUGCUGGCCAGGAGUAUUUUGAUAAGUAUGGAGCCAAUAUUGACCAUUUGGCUCAGAUCGCGGCAAAGAAUCACAAGCACUCUACGAAUAAUCCGUAUGCACAGUUCAGGAAUGGAUGGACGAAAGAACAGGUGCUACAGGCCCCCAAGAUCACGAAGCAGCUAACGAAACUAAUGUGCAGUCCGACGUCUGACGGUGCUGCUUGUUGCAUUGUAGCAUCUGAAGACUUCGUCCACAAGCACGGAUUGGAGAACCAGGCGAUUGAAAUCGUCGGGCAGGCACUCACCACCGACUACCCCACAGCCUUUGAUACCAGAAGCGCCAUGGACGUUAUCGGCUUCGGCAUGACUAGAGCCUGCGCAGACAAGGCCUUCCAGCAAGCCGGCUUCGGGGUGGGCGAAGGCAGGGACCAGGUGGGAGUAAUUGAAGUCCACGAUUGCUUUGCCUCGAACGAGCUUAUAACAUAUGACGCCUUGCGGCUUUGUACGACCGGGGAAGCACACAAGCUUGUAGAGCGCGGAGACAAUACGUACGGCGGCAAAUGGGUUGUCAAUCCUAGUGGCGGUUUGGAAGCCAAGGGUCACCCACUGGGAGCGACGGGGCUUGGGAUGCAUUUCUACAUCACCAUGCAACUGCGUAACUGGGCAGGGCCCAUGCAGGCGCCGGGUCUGUUCGACGUCCAGGACAAGCGAGGCAAGUAUGGCAUGGUGCAUAACAUCGGUAUCGGCGGGGCAGUCGUUGUUAGUUUGCUCCGGCGACCAGAAUUCUACAAGGAGGGAGGGACCGACGGUAGACAGAGGUUGGGCUAUAACCAUGCGCAUGAGUGUAAGUCUAUCACGCGGAAAGACGUCGACAAAGUUAAGGCGAGGGAGACGUCCACCUAUGUCUUGGAACACGCAAAACUCUGAGAUUCGAUUGUUCUAUGAGGAGGGUGUGCGGAUAGCCGAGAUCGGAAGGCCUCGUUGAUGAUCUACGCUUGCAUCUGUUGUACAAUGUACCAUAGCUAAGUAUCACGCACGCAGAGGAUGCAUGCGGAAUAUACCAUCGAG